AAAGUCAUAUAUAAACAGUGUCACACAUUACCUGGUACACUAAAGUUGGAAUCUAAAUAGGAAAAAUCUCAAAGGCCUUGAGAGGUUAUAUAAUCCCAUCAAUGGGUCCUUGGGAGAUAUUAUUAUAGAUUUCUUCAUCUUAUCAGAGCCUCUUGUCGAAAAUAAAACUAGCUCUCAAAGUGGAAGCCAGUGGGCAAGUCUCUCUGACCAUACAGGCCAAAUCUUUUCUCACUCUCCGGCGCGUGGACUCCUAUCUCUCUCUACAAGACUCUCCUGUCUGGUAUCAAUUUCCAAAGAUGAUCAAUCAAGUCUAUAGGAAGGAACAGUAGGGAGAAGUAACAUCAGCUUGAAAACGAAGAGUCUGUUGUUCAUCAAGCUCUGUUGGAUUUGAAGAACGAACAGUGACAUGUUGAUGAAUGUGCGAUGCACGCGCCUGAUAAAGAGUGUGGCCAUAUGAGUCAUGAGCCAUACAGAUGCCUAGUUGCUACAUAGAGAGCUACAGUCAAAGUCAGUUAUUCAUUAGGAUUUUGAAUUUCCAAUACAUUUUUAUUUCUCAGAAUUAAGAGAAAAUAAAAAAAAUAAAAGAUCCCAUUGUUGUUAUCCUCACAGUAAAUGCUUUUGCUCGAGAGAGAGAGAGGGUCUGUUAGAGGUUUUUUGUUUGUUUCUGUUUCCUUCUGUCACCCAGAAAAAGGAAAACACAACCAAAAAAAAAAACAAAUUCAAGAAGAGAGAGAGAGAGAGAGAGAUAUCCCUUAAAUAAAGUCUUAAACCAUUGUUGAUAGAAGAGAAAGCUUUUCCUGUUUUGUUUUUGCUUAUGGCUAUGAUGAGAAAGAAUGAAAGAGAGAAGAAGAGAAGUAAGUAGUAAGUGAGCUGAGAAAGUAUUAAGCUUUGCAUGUUCCUUUCUCUCCAAGUUUAUAUCUUCAUCAUAAAGUCUCCACCUUUGAUUCUGUUUCUCUUCUUAUCCAUUUAUCCUCUCUCUCUCCUCAUAAUACUAGCCACAAUCUUUUUUAGGGUUUCUCACAACUUGUAUCGUAUCUACUUCACUUAAAAAAAAGUUAACAAAACAAGGAGUCUUCCUUCUUGUGAAUGCAAAAUGGAUCGAAGAGAUGCAAUGGGAUUAUCCGGGUCGGGUUCUUACUAUAUCCAAAGAGGAUUAUCCGGGUCUGGUCCUCCAACGUUUCACGGAUCACCACAGCAGCAGCAGCAGCAACAAGGGCUUCGUCACUUACCUAAUCAAAACUCUCCAUUCGGAUCAGGCUCCACUGGGUUCGGAUCUCCUUCUUUACAUGGUGAUCCUUCUCCGGUAACAGCUGGAGCUCUUCCUCAUCAUAUCGGCGUUAAUAUGAUUGCUCCUCCCCCUCCUCCUCCUCCUCCGAGUGAGACUCCCAUGAAGCGAAAGAGGGGACGACCUAGAAAAUACGGACAAGACGGUUCUGUUUCUCUGGCAUUGUCUUCUUCCUCUGUUUCGACCAUCACUCCCAACAAUUCUAACAAACGUGGCCGUGGUCGACCUCCGGGCUCUGGCAAGAAACAGAGAUCGGCUUCUAUUGGUGAAUUGAUGCCUUCAUCUUCUGGAAUGAGCUUCACGCCACAUGUUAUCGCGGUUUCAAUAGGAGAAGAUAUUGCAUCGAAGGUUAUAUCAUUCUCUCAACAAGGUCCAAGAGCGGUUUGCGUUUUAUCUGCAAGUGGCGCAGUCUCUACUGCAACACUUCUUCAACCUUCGGCAUCUCCCGGAGCCAUUAAAUAUGAGGGCCGGUUUGAAAUCCUCGCGUUGUCAACAUCUUUUAUAGUGGCUACUGAUGGAAGCUUCCGUAAUCGAACUGGAAACUUAUCGGUUUCGCUUGCUAGUCCCGAUGGGCGUGUGAUUGGUGGUGCCAUUGGGGGGCCUUUAAUAGCAGCAACUCCUGUUCAGGUUAUUGUAGGGAGCUUUAUCUGGGCAGCUCCAAAGAUCAAGAGCAAGAAACGAGAAGAAGAAGCUUCUGAAGUUGUUCAAGACACCGAUGAUCAUCAAGUUCUGGACAAUAAUAGCAACACGAUUUCACCUGUUCCUCAGCAGCCACAGUCACAGCCAAGCCAAAACCUGAUAUGGUCAACAGGUUCAAGGCAAAUGGAUAUGCGUCAUGCUCAUGCUGAUAUUGAUUUAAUGCGAGGUUGAUGACGAUUAUAGCAAGAACUCUGUGUAUAUAAAGCAUGGAAUCUAGGAAGAAGAAGAAGAAGGAAUAUAAACUAACCUCUGAACAAAAAGUAUGUGGAAUUGUUAGGGAAAAAGAUUGACUCUAGUGUACCUCUCAAAUCUCUAAGCUUAUUUGGUUUUGUUUUUCUUUGUGACUCUGAAGAUUUGCAGAGUUUCUAGAUUUCUCUUUAUUUCAGAAUGUUCAGUCUU
Molecule: messenger RNA, 2383 nt
Organism: Capsella rubella
Lineage: Eukaryota; Viridiplantae; Streptophyta; Magnoliopsida; Brassicales; Brassicaceae
Product: AT-hook motif nuclear-localized protein 9
Exons: 5
Coding region: 1094-2155 (353 amino acids)
Molecular function (GO): minor groove of adenine-thymine-rich DNA binding
Source: RefSeq, a predicted model, not a curated record